Messenger RNA from Nematostella vectensis (starlet sea anemone), 1388 nucleotides. RefSeq lists its product as uncharacterized. NCBI's taxonomy places the organism in Eukaryota, Metazoa, Cnidaria, Anthozoa, Actiniaria, Edwardsiidae. Bases 72 to 953 code for a protein of 293 amino acids. The transcript has 5 exons. The record is from RefSeq and is a predicted model, not a curated record.
CUCGAGGAGAAAACAGCUGCCGUUGGUUUGGUGGGAAACUCUCCCCAAACUUCAGAAGACGGCGCCCUAAAAUGCGAAAAGGAAACAACAUGGAUCUUCUGAAGGUGGUGCUGUCAUUCACGUUGUUGUAUUGUCGACACGGUCGUGCUUAUGAAUGCGGUGGAUUUUUCGAGAUGCCCAACUCAUUACUACAGGGUCACGUGAUCGAGACGACGCCUGCAGCCUCCAUGAAAGGCUGUAAAGAGAUUUGCACACGAAACAGCUCCUGUUUCUCCAUCAACUACAAUCGUAAAAGGUCUCAAUGUGAAUUGAAUGGAGCUACGCACUUUGCGUUUCCGGAAAACUUUCAGCCUGGGACAGCGCCCGAUGUACACCACGCUGUUGUUAAACCAGUUGCCAGCUGCAGUAACAACUUUUGCAGCAGCCAUUUGAGAUGCAAGAUGAGAGAGGGCGGGAAGGCGUACAAUUGCGGCUACCCUGAGAUCUACGUCAAAGGGGCUGCCAUGACUGGACCAUUAACCCAAGGUGUGAUCAUAGUGGAUGGGCUGACUUUUUAUUUUCCAAUGCUUGAAGAUGGCAAGCACAAGUCUCGUGGUCACAACUUUGUCGCCGUCAACUGCUCGAACCAUGCGUUCAUCUCCAAAGCCACCAUCGACACCCACGGUGACCAUCAGGCGGGAACCAAGAUUGUGAAUUACAUCAAUGCCCUGCCAAAUGACGUCAUGGUUGCCAUAGCAGUGGUGGACGAAGGAAGCAAAUACUUAACGUCUUCUGCAAGAAAUGCCAUCUCAACCCUUGGUGCUCCCAGCCCUUAUCUGUCAUACAGACAGACGUAUGCUUUUGUAGGGUACAAGGGGGGUCCUAAGCCAGCUUGGAUCAAGCAGGUGAAAAACAGUUCCGGGGAUUCUGAGAUAACGGUGCCAUUUUGCAACUGUAAAACGUGUCAGGGUUAGCCAAAAGCUCAGUGGCAGGUCCAGCGGUGGUCCCGUGGAUUAAAUUAAAUUAAUCUUUUUAAAAUCCAUUUCUAAGACUUCCGCGACGAUGUUGUUUUGUGUUGUUUUGAAUAGCUGAAAACUCUAGAUAUUUAAGUGUAUAACAUUCUCUGCAUAUAGAUAUAAUUCAGGUUUUUAAGUAAGUUAGAUUCAAUUUCAAAGGUUCCAAGUAGAUUCAGUACUAAUCUUAUGGCUGGGAAGUGUGGCUAGUGUUUUAGUGUUUCAUUCAUUCAUCUGUUACGCUUCAACUGGCUUUAGUAUUAUUCACAUUUAAAAGAAAAUAAAUGUCGCCAUGGCGGUAAAAUGAUGCUGUUCUUUGAUAAUUUUUGAUCCGCUUGUUAUUGUUUAAAAUGGUUUAUUCGCAAGGAAUCUACAAAUGAUACCUUAUUGACGAUA